AUGGUUACUGCACCUCCCAUUAUCGACUUUGAGCCAUUCUACACCGGUGAUGCCGAGAAAAAGGCAGAGCUAGUGCGGCAAGUCCGUCACGCGUGUGAGAGACAUGGAUUCUUUCAACUCAUCAACCAUCGAGUCCCGCUCGAUAUCCAAGAGGCUAUACUUCAGCAGGCCCGGGACCUAUUCAGCUUACCAGUUGAAGUGAAGCAGAAGUACAGUCGAGAGAUUGAGCCCGUUAAUCUGGGAUACGAAGGUCUUCGCUCGCAGAAAUUCGAGAAAGAAGGUCCUGGUGAUCUUAAAGAGAGUUAUUAUCUAUCGCAAGAUCUGUCGCCAGGGCAUCCCUACACCGGAAGAUUCUCUCAAGGGUCAAAUAAAUACCCCGAUGAGAUCCGAGAUCCUGGAUCAUUCCGGCGUACGGUGAAAGACUACCACGCGGUGAUGUCCGAUCUGGGACUCAAGAUAUUCCAGGUGUUGGCUCAAACGCUCGACUUGGAUGUGAACUGGUUCAAUGGGUUUUGCCACGAUUCGGCCAAUAUUAUACGCUUAGUGCGGUAUCCUCCCCAGGAAACGGAUGGUCAGGAACGAGGCAUUGGGGCUCACACCGAUUUUGGAGGCCUUACCAUCCUGCUGCAGGAUGACAAAGGGGGUCUGCAAGUGUGGGACCGCGAGGCAUCCGAAUGGGCGGAUGCCGAGCCUGUUCCAGGGGCAUUUGUGGUGAACCUAGGCAAUAUGUUGAUGCGCUGGACCAACGAUCGCUACAUAUCCAACUUGCAUCGGGUUAUCAAUAGAAGCGGGCAAGAACGAUACAGCGUGCCAUAUUUUAUCUCCGGGAAUCUGGAUUACGUGGUGGAGUGCAUUCCCAGCUGCAAGGCGGAGACGGAGGAGGCAAAGUACCCGCCGAUAACAGUGGAGGAGUGGAUGUUGGCGCGAUAUGCGGACACAUACGGAGGCGGGCAAAAGGGAGCAGGUGAACUGUCGCAGGAUGCAGUCCGCGCGAGCAGCUGA
Messenger RNA from Aspergillus luchuensis, 1002 nucleotides. RefSeq names its product isopenicillin N synthase family dioxygenase. Gene Ontology annotation, molecular function: dioxygenase activity. The transcript is spliced from 4 exons. The record is from RefSeq and is a predicted model, not a curated record. NCBI's taxonomy places the organism in Eukaryota, Fungi, Ascomycota, Eurotiomycetes, Eurotiales, Aspergillaceae. Bases 1 to 1002 code for a protein of 333 amino acids.